CGGCGGGUCCGAUGAUACGCUCGCGCCACUGCGCCCGCGUCCGCCCGUACGCGCGCCAGUAUCCCUGUCGGUCCCGUGUCACGCCAAGCUCACUUCACCCUCACACCGUUCCUCGUGGUAAUCGUACCGUGCGCGGACCGAGGAUCUACGUGUGACAGUCGAUCAACGACAGGUAGAAUUUUCGCGGCGGUGACGGGUGUUAUCGCGGUGAAAAACCGACGGAUGACUGGUGAUCCUCCCGGAUGAACGGUGUGAUCGCGCGAUCGAAGUAGAUAACAACGAGCUCUUGAGUGAUCGAACUUCGGUAUCAGCGACGACAAACAAUACACGUUCGGUGGACUUUGCUUGAAAAUUGUCGGGGAUUGAAGGGAUCGAAGGAUUUUGCUGGAAUUCGAAAACUGUGAACGAUCAAAGAGGGGAGUGAAUGGAGAACGUAGAGAAGAGCACUCCUUGUGCUCCGCCUUGAAACUGAUUAAUCGAGCUCGGAAUAGAAGAGGAAAGGGUGACAAAGUUUUCGCGAUAUCCUGCGACGAGUUAAUGACGAGUUAUGGGGCACGCGAGUUGUCGGGAAAUCGUGAUUAUCGCGAUUGCUUGUGUUCCGACACGCCUGUAAAUACUCACGUUCAUCAGGUACAGGUGAAGAAGUGGCGGCUUUGAAGUUUUCGUAGUACUCCGUCUACGGAUAACGAAUUUUCGGUUAACGGUUGCUCUCCUCUCGCUUUGAGAGAAAGCUCUGAUUAUACGGAGGGUGCGGAGGGCAAAGUCGGUGAUUUAUAGUGAAAAAGAAGAACUGCGACAGACUCUUCGAAGAUGUGAGAAAAACGAAAACUUAGACGUUCGCCCGCGUAAUAGUCAUCUAACUAUAUAUCGAACUUCAGGCACGUUAAUCGACUUGAACUUUAUUGACAGGUAUCAAUUUAGUUUCCUCGUCAGUGACAUGCGUAAAGAGAUAUGGAGUUUUAUUUACUUUUAACAGAUAUUUUCUAUAAAAAGCAAAGAACUUUUAUAAUUAGAGGCUAAAUUACACUGGCAGUUUUAUCUAUAACUUCGGAUCACUGAUUUUUACUGUUUCCUUCUACAUUAUAUUUCUACUUACACAACAACGACAACCAAAAGUCUUCAUUUUUAAGAACUUAAAUCGACGAGACAAACAUAUGUUACUGAUGAACGAUUUUGAAAAACCUGCAGCAUCGCGACGUAUAUUUGACGCCUGGAUAAUUGCACGUCGGAUCGAUCUCUCGUUGGAUCUCGCAGUCGAUGGGACUCGGCCGAUGAGCGAGCGUGAAAAAACGAUUAGCGGAUCGUCCGUUCGUAUCGUGUUCGGCCACCAUGCCGAACGGUGCACUCCUACAACGAGGGUUACUCGCGGUUGCGAGCUGCCGCGAAUCGGGUCGCCGAGAGUUCCCGCCACGCGAGACAAAUCGCGUCGACGCGCCAGAAGCGUCCGCUUCUUUGACGCUCUACCCUUUAUUCGAUGCGCGCCGCUUGCUGUAUCCUAGGUAGACGACGCUGAGCGCGCAUUUUUGUCGAUCUUAUAUCACGCGAUCGAACGCGCCGGACACGUUACAGAUAAGUACGGGAUACGAAAACGGAUGGUGAGACGUAGAAGACGAUGGAUGGCGAGUUCCGCGAAGAAAUGCGAGAAGAGUGACGGGAUGCAGGGAUAAGAGAGGCGCGCAUUCGCGCACGGUGAGAUACUGGACGCACUUGAAGAGGGUAAUACAGUGAGAUAAGGGUACUCUGAUCUCUCGUGAGUGCGUCGCCGAGUUACUCGAGCCGGUAAUUUUCACGGUGAAUCCCGGCUUGUGUAUAGCAAAGAACUGUGAAGAGGGGCAUGAGGAAGAAGCGUACGGCGGAUAGCACGUAGCGACUGGCCCCUUCUCGUUUCGGAGAUGCGGCGCUAUCCAUUGCAUAUCAACGUCGCCCUCACCAUCGUGCUAUUGGCGAUUUGUGCAACCGUUGUGCGGGCUGGCAAGCGAGAAAGGGAAGUCUGGUAUGAAGCGGCGACGCGGGCGAUCGAGACGCGGAUCAGGGAGGCAGCGAGCAGCAGCGUCAGCGGCACGACGCCGCCGGCCGGGGUGGCGCGCGGCGUCGUCCUCUUCGUCGGCGACGGCAUGGGGAUGAGCACCCUCACGGCGGCGCGGAUCCUCGCGGGUCAGCGGCACGGGAAUCCGGGUGAGGAGACGCAGCUCGCGUGGGAGAGCUUCCCGGCGGUGGCGUUGGCGCGGACGUACAACAUGGACGCGCAAGUUGGCGAAUCGUCGGCAUGCGCGACGGCACUGCUCUGCGGAGUUAAAGCCAAUUACGAGACUGUUGGUCUGGAUUCAUCGGCACGUUUCGAGGACUGUUACUCCAGUUUGGAGGCGCGCGUUCCUUCGCUUAUUAAUUGGGCCCAGGAUCAAGGCAAAUCGACGGGGCUGGUUACAACCACCAGGGUUACACACGCGACACCGGCGGCUCUUUAUGCACAUGCGGCCAGCCGUUACUGGGAGGACGACGGUAAAGUGCCACCUGCUGCACGUACCUCUUGCAAAGACAUCGCGCGUCAGCUGCUCGAAGACGAGCCCGGCUGUAACAUCACGGUGAUACUUGGUGGUGGCAGACGCCACUUUGUACCAAAAGUGACUUUGGAUCCCGAAGAGCCGGAUAAAGAGGGCAGGCGAUUGGACGGUCGAAAUCUCAUUGAAGAGUGGUCCAGAAAUAAUCGUAAGAGGAACAUAGUCGCGAAAUACGUCGCCAAUAAGGAGCAAUUUGAAAAGGUGGACACGCGAAGAGUGAGCCGAUUGUUAGGUCUCUUCGCCUAUUCUCACAUGGACUUCGACGUCGACCGGAACACGAACGACACUGGCGAUCCUUCUCUGGCUGAGAUGGCGAUUAAGGCGCUUCGGAUACUGGCGAACAAUCCCGAGGGAUACUUCCUCUUCGUGGAGGGUGGAAGAAUUGACCAUGCUCACCAUUAUAACAACGCUUAUCGCGCCCUGGAUGAGACCCUGGCACUGGAGGAAGCCGUCGAGGCAGUUAUGAAGGAGGUCGAUCUCACGGAAACGCUCCUCGUGGUAACGGCAGAUCACUCGCACGUAUUAACCCUCGGCGGACUGGCGACGCAUCGUGGGAACCCCAUAUUCGGCUCCGAUAGCAAGGUGUCGGACGUUGACGGACAGCCCUACACGACGCUGCUCUACAGCAACGGCCCGGGUUACACGCACCCGCGGAAUAUCCUGCGGGAAGCUGGAAAAGAUUCCAUUCAGACGGCGGGCGUGCCGAGGGCGUGGGCGACGCACGGGGGCGAGGACGUGCCGGUGUUCGCCGUCGGGCCUCUCGCGAGCGCCCUGUUCUCCGGUAGCGUCGAUCAGAGCUACAUCCCGCACGCGAUCGCCUACGCCGCCUGCCUGGCCCAUCACGCCAGCCGCUGCUCCCGGGAUCCUACGAACAACGCGAAUGCCAGCGACACAAUGAACGCCGCGCCGAUAAGCUGUCCCUCGGCAGAGCCGAACAGCGCGGCGAUAUCCAGCGACGUGAUGAACGACCGCAUGCGAAAUCCACCCACGAAAUCCGCCGCCGGGCCUAGCCGUUCGUCGCUCGGCAGCAGCCCCACGCUGCUGUUGCCGCUGCUGCUACUGCUGCUGCUGUCGCCGCUGAUGCCUCUGAUGCCCGUCGUUCUGCUGAUUCCCCUUCGGUGUCCCUUCGAAAGGACGAGUUAAUGCGCUCCUUUCUCCCGCGUCCGAGGAGGAGAGCGGGCCUUCUGUGCGACGUCGGAGGUACACGACAGCGCGGAAAAUCCAUCCUGACGCGAACGCGUAGUAAUAAUGGUCGAUUGAGCGACCGCAGUGUAAAUUUGACGAGACGCGGGCCUUCGAGAGUGGUUUCGUUCCGAACGAGUAGUGAUGAUCGUCGGCGCGUCUCUCGGUGGACCGUUAAAUGGAUCGUUUGUCCAGUAGCCAUAGCCAUAGCUGUGCGACAGUCAGCGAAUGUUGACGCAAGUGGCACACGGUGUAACGUCACGGUACAGCGCGGAAAAUCCUCGCAAGACGAAGAGCGAUUCGAGAGCGUUUUAAUAGGAAGGGUCCAUCGUGGGGAUCUCCUCGAAGAAAGACGUAUCUACAUCCCCUCGCGUAAGAGUCAACGGCUGACAAAUCGACGACGAAUUCGUAUAGACGAUACGUCGCGUGACGUCGGUGAGAUGACACGACGGCGUAUCGCUUGUUAGUCCUCUCAUGCGUUUACAUGAUCCCGUGUCUCGGAAUAUAAUCAAGUACUUGAACUUUAUGUGAUAGUUUAAUUGAUACGAGUUCUUGUUUGAAAGAUCGCCCAAAGGCUCUACAAACUUUAUGCUAAUGAUUAAAGCCCUUUCAUUAAAGAGCUUCAAUGAGAAGAUUGGGAGAGGAAGUCUUACUUGUUAUUUCAAGAGCUUUUAAGAGCUAAGGAAAAUAAUGGCAUUUAAAUCCUAAUAUUUUCUCAACAAUCUCUAUUAUUAUUGAUUAUUACUACUUAUUUAGGAAUAAAUUCUUUAUAAUUACGUCAUUUCUUGUUUUUUUUCCAAUUGAAAGAAGGAAAUCCUUGCAUGAGAAGAUUAAUUACAUUGGUCGACUCUGCGAAAUGUCUCGGAACCAUUGCUACUUUCUACGGCUAUAUAUUUCUUUCUCUCGAUCAAUUUAAAAUAAAAUAUAUUUUAAAGAUAAAGAUUCUAUUAAAAUUGAAUUUAUUUGGGAUUAAAUGGAUUUCUUUCGAAAAACAAUUAUACCGUGAAAUCUAUAUAAGCAUUACCUAAAAUUUCUGUCAAAGUUUCGCUAAUAAGGAAGAAAGAAAAAAAUCAUCUUCGGUUUAUAAUUAGUCAAUGAAUCUGAACGAAAAGAAUGCCGAUGUUUCUGACACAUUUCGCACAUUCCGGAGAUCCACUCGCCUAUCUUUCAAGUGGCGACUUACCGUAAAUUCUCGAAAGCAUGUUUCUUGCCGUAUGAUAGCGCAUUACAACGAACAAUAAUGCGGCCUCGAUCUAAACUGUCCAACGAACAGGCCGUAAAACAGCUCUCGAGUCGUGAGAAUUUUGAAGUAAGAUAAAAUGUAAAUAUAUAUUAAGAAGCAGACACAAUGUAUAAAUAUGAGACACGCAUCCACACAUCGAAUGUAAACUAUAGAUAAGAUUUAAUCAGCAAAUCGAGACGGACUCCUUAUCAGCGCACGCUGGCACGCUAUUCUUGUAAUUGUGUUUGUUUCAUUUUUGUGCUUUUUUUUAGGUAGGAUCAUAUUAAAUUGGACUAGAGAGAGAAGUAAUUACAACGCGGGUGAAAUGAUUUUUCACAAAAUUUAUUUUGCACCGAGCGGUUGAGAGAAAAAGUAAUUCACAGGUGAAAUUAUCACAUUUUAUGUACAUCACGCUGCUUCGCUUACGUUUCUUUUUUAUUUUAAGCUUCUCGCAACGUAGAGUAGUCUUCAAAGUAAUCUUCGCGAUUUCGUCAUUACAGAAAUUAGUCGUGCAUUUUUGUCCGAUUAGCCUGACAGUCCGUUGCUCCAUUUCCUAGAUUCGCCCGCUUCGAGCGAUUAUUAUUGAGUAAUCCGCCCGUGCCGUCUUUUCAAGUUCAUUCGUAAUGUAUCGCGAUCUCGCGCUGAGUGGGAAUUGGAGAUCAACCGGCGGCGCAUUCAUGUAUUUGUGACUAGUACCGAGGGAAUUGCAGCUGCGCGAGCUGAGAGUCCCUUUACCAUUCAAUUCUCCAGAAUCCAUUCUCGCGAGGAGCGUUUCCAGUUUUCACGAGGCUGUAUGAAUUUUAUAAAACGUUUCGCGCGUAUUCGCGAGCAGCCCUGAGAGAUGAUUUGCCUAUUUACGCGCUAAAUCUCGCGGCUUUGAUUUAUAGUCCCCUCGGUUAAUUGGCGAACUAAUUGCGCCAACAGAUUGCUGUUUUAGCUGAUGUUUUAAGCUGGCAAGCGCUAAUAGAAUUAAAACCGCGUGUGGAAAAAUACAAACGCGCAUCAUUUAUCUCGAGCGUGAAAAGCAGAGGAUAUCUUGCAAACAAACACAUAAAAUAAUAUUUCAAUUUUACUUUGAAUUGAUUAUUAUUAAUUUUCACGGAUUAUGAAGUAUUUGAAGAUUUGGGUUUAGUAAUUUACCUAAUCGGCUUUAGUCCGGUCUUUUUCAUUAGGCAGCGAAUUUAUUGACAAAAUAAUUGCUAAUUACCGCAUUUUUAUAUCAGACAUAUGCCGAUAGAAUUCAGCAAUUUUAUGCAGGAAGAGAAGAGCGCAUUGUUAAAGAAUUGUUUCUCUUUAAACAUUGAAUGCGAGAAACAAGAUAUCUUUAUAAACAUAUGUACAUUUAUCAUGUAAUAUUAUCUCAUUUUCAAUUUCACUGUAUCGCGUGUGUAUUCUUGAACAGUUAUGAUUUUACUCGCGAGAAAAUGUGUUAUGAUUUUACUCGCGGAUCUGCAGUCCUCCUCAUGGUGCUUGCAGUCGGCGAAGACAUUGGCAAGAUAUAGUUACAACGAAUCGCUAUUUUCGUUUUUCCAUUAGGCGUGCUGACUUAGCAAGGAUUUUGCAGCGAGAAGGUCAAUAUCUUUUGCUAAGAGUGGCUUAUUUUUACGGUACUCAUUUCAUGCAGGGUAUGAAAACUAAAAGAUAUCGCGCGAGCGCGCAUAUGUUCGAGCAAUAUCUAUAUUUCGCUUCCAACUAGUACGAACUUGCUUCCAGGACUGUUCAAGUCAGCUCCGAAUUUGUAGAGAAGUGAAGGCACAACGCGCAUAACAUAUAUAUAUAUAUAUAUAUAUGUUAGCAAAUGACAGCACCUCGAAAUGGCCGGAGUUAAACGACAAUGGAGGCUUUGGCAAAGUAAAUUUAUCGUCGGGACGAUGUCAUCUUUACGAUCGCGCGGCGUAAAAAGCGAAGUUCCACGGACGAUGUAAAUUCCUCUGCGCACAUCCCGACCUCGGUUUGUAGAUAGACGCCGUAAAACAGUUAUAAGGACAACGAAUGGAGGCUGAGCGUGUUUCUCCGCGUAUUGGGGCCAGAACGAAUAGAACUUUAUCCGCGGACUUAUCCCGAUGCGAAUUGCCGAGAUGUUCGCGUAUCGAUUACGGUUUUCACGACUGAGCGCGGGCUUUUAAUUGUGAACGAAACAAACAUCUCGACGAGAUGGGAAACGGACAGAAUCCAAGUGGAGAUUGUACGCUGUAUCAUCGCUUAUUACACCAGAUCAGAAACCUGAACGUUGCGUUGUUAAAAUAAUUUAAUAUAUUUUAACAUAUUUCAUUACAAUUUAUUUAAUAAAUGAUGCACCUUCGACCUUCUUUGUCGAAAAAUGAAUUAAUUUUAAUGUGAAAACAUGAAUACACCAUUCUCAAACUCUAAUUUGGUGAGAGAAAGCCGAUUUUGAUAUACUGCACACUGGAAAAUGCAAAUAACAAAUCUUAUUCCUCAGUUGGUCAUUAUAACUUAUAUAUUAUACAUAAACAAUAUGAAAUAUUAAUUUGAGCUUUACAGAGAUGUUUUAUGUUAAAAUUUCAACUGCCGUGCGAAAUGUAAUGUCUACAUUCUGACAAAAGAGAAAUAAACACCGUGAAUUUAUUAUUUAUAUGUGCAAUUUAAAAUAUUUUAUAAAUUAUAUAAAUAUACUAUUUUGCAAAAUUGUUAAAAUAUACAAGUAGUUGCAUCGCUUAUUUGCCAUCAUUCGCCAUCGGAGCAAACGCAUUUCCUUCGCAUAUAUCUCAAGCAUUUUGAACUGGUUACGAAUAAGGAAUGAACGCGGUAAUUGCCGCGCUUUCCUAGAUUUUCAAUAGCUUGAGAUACUUAAUUGCAGUUUGAAUGCAAGAUAUCGAGUAACAAUGACUCAUAGAUGGAUAAAUGUACCAUUCGCGCUGGCGCGUCAUGUAAAACUGAAUGCACCGUAAAACGGUUGUAAUGAACGUGAAAGAAUAGGAUGUUUCAGGCAAGGUACACAAGAUGAUGGUACUUGCGAAUUACGUUGCGUAUUGUUAAACGCACCGUACAAUACGGCUCUACAUUCCUUUGACUCGCAUUCGCGCCGUUUAAAACUGGAGUAGAAGUUUAGGAGGAAAUUACCAAACGCACGUUUUAAUUGCUCAGUGUUUUAGGCGAGUUUUGCAAAUUACGAAUUAUUUAAACUUUAAAUCGGCGCGGAAUCGCAUUUACCGCAAACUUGUCACAAUGCUAUUAGCUGACGACAGGCUUAUCGAGGCUUGCGUUACGGAAUCGCAAAAGAUUUUGAUGGUGUCCGACAAUAACGCAUUAAUAUAAAGCUAAUCCUUUUUAGCAGAAAACGAUUUUCGUUAAUAAUUAAAUUCAGAAAUUAGCAUUUUAUUAAUGUUUAAACAUACACGUAAUAAUGAUGUUGAUAUAUUUAUCACGAGCAAAAUUACAUAAAUUGCCGCACAUAAAUUUUCCAUAGUUGAUAAUAUUGCCAGCCACCAUUGACUUCUGAUUAAUUUUAAUAGUAAAUUAAUGAGAAAACGCGUCAAUGUGCACCACAUAAUCUAAAACGUUUAAAUCACGAACACGUGACGCGUGACAUUCAAGCCAUCAGCAUUCAAGCCGAGCUUACACUUCGAAGGACUUAUGUUCAAAUAGAAUUCUAGCGAUCGUGCGACGGAUCACAUGAGACCAAAUUACAACAAGAGAACGCGAUACGACUUCACCGAUCUAUAUAUUUCUGUAAAGAACAUCAACCACAAAUUAUUAAGAAUGUAAUUUAUUAUAGAUAUCUGUAUACUAUUGUUUCGUAAAAAAAAAAGAAACCACAAAACAUCUGUG
Molecule: messenger RNA, 8751 nt
Organism: Temnothorax curvispinosus
Lineage: Eukaryota; Metazoa; Arthropoda; Insecta; Hymenoptera; Formicidae
Product: alkaline phosphatase-like
Exons: 9
Coding region: 1893-3701 (602 amino acids)
Biological process (GO): dephosphorylation
Molecular function (GO): alkaline phosphatase activity
Source: RefSeq, a predicted model, not a curated record